Molecule: messenger RNA, 701 nt
Organism: Notothenia coriiceps (black rockcod)
Lineage: Eukaryota; Metazoa; Chordata; Actinopteri; Perciformes; Nototheniidae
Product: phospholipid-transporting ATPase IC-like
Exons: 7
Coding region: 15-692 (225 amino acids)
Biological process (GO): phospholipid translocation; Golgi organization
Cellular component (GO): trans-Golgi network; plasma membrane
Molecular function (GO): ATPase-coupled intramembrane lipid carrier activity
Source: RefSeq, a predicted model, not a curated record
UCUGAGGUGCAAAGAUGAGUCGGCGGUGGCCAGAGUCCCAGGUCCCACCUGACGAUGAGGUCAUGCCGUACAGUGACGAUGAGACGGAUGACGAACUGGAAGUCAGCUCCGAAGAGGAACCAGAUGCUCCUCCAGGAGUCCCUCCACCCCAAGAGGAACCUAAACCUAGCGAGAUGGGAUGGAAGGUGAAAGCCAACGACCGACCUUAUCACCACUUGCCGGAGUUUGAGAAAAAAGUCUUCUUGUGUAUCAAGAAGAGCAGAUACUCUGGAAACGCCAUCAAGACGUACAAGUACAACGUCCUCACCUUCAUCCCUCUGAAUCUGUACGAGCAGUUCAAGAGAGUUGCCAACCUUUACUUCCUGGCGCUGCUCAUCUUACAGAUUAUUCCAGAUAUCACUACUCUGCCCUGGUACACCACACUGAUUCCUCUGGUGGUGGUGCUGUCAAUCACCGCCAUCAAAGACCUGGUGGACGAUCUGGCGCGCCACAGGAUGGACAAGGAGAUCAACAACAGGAAGUCUGAAGUCCUGCUGGACGGCCGGUUUCAAGAGAUAAAGUGGAGUAACAUUCAGGUUGGAGAUGUGGUUCGCAUGAAGAAGAACGACUUUAUUCCGGCGGACAUCUUGCUGUUAUCCAGCUCCAACCCAAACAGUCUGUGCUAUGUGGAAACUGCUGAGCUCGACGGGUAAGACUCCACC